Molecule: messenger RNA, 1377 nt
Organism: Culex pipiens pallens (northern house mosquito)
Lineage: Eukaryota; Metazoa; Arthropoda; Insecta; Diptera; Culicidae
Gene: MED31
Product: mediator of RNA polymerase II transcription subunit 31
Exons: 4
Coding region: 528-1238 (236 amino acids)
Biological process (GO): regulation of transcription by RNA polymerase II
Cellular component (GO): mediator complex; core mediator complex
Molecular function (GO): transcription coregulator activity
Source: RefSeq, a predicted model, not a curated record
ACGUCAAACGCUGUCCGUGUCUUCUCCGCCCGUGCGAUUUCAGAACCGACGCGUCAAAUUACGGUCCGGGUAAAAGUAUUUUUUUUCGCUCUCCGGAUAGUGCCGUAAAAAGCGGUUCCCCGCAGGUGUACGAAGUAGAAGAGUGCUGCCGUAGCAGUGUGGGGUGUUGCGGUUCUCGUUGAAUUGUUUGAAAAUCGUCGACCAGCUUCCGAUCUGUGAUGAAUCCAUAUGGUUGUGAGUAUUUCUAGCGUCCGGAUCCAGCUCGGAGAACGAUUGAUGUGUUGUUAAGUUAGUGUUCCCUAUCUUUCCUGUGCCUCCAACGCGAAACCUCCCUUUACUUCUUAGAGGAAGCUCCCAAUUCUGUCUUCUUCCUACUCCUCGAACCGGUUGUGGAUCCACGUGUAAUUCUGUGUACAGUAGAAGAGAGAGAGGGGGACAGAUUCCGGUGGUCAACGACGGUGGGACAGCGCACCAAAUCCCAGACACGAUCCCAUCACAAACCACAAAUCCUCAGUUUCCACACACAAAUGGCUAACAAGAUGGUUGGGAAGGCUAAGUUGCCCGUUGAGUCGGAGGACGCGCAGAAGCUGCGCUUUCAGGUCGAGCUCGAGUUCGUGCAGUGCCUGGCGAAUCCCAACUAUUUGCACUUUCUUGCCCAGCGCGGCUUCUUCAAGGACAGCGCCUUCAUCAACUACCUAAAGUAUCUGCUGUACUGGAAGGACCCCGAGUACGCCAAGUACCUCAAGUAUCCGAUGUGUUUGUACUUUCUCGAUCUGCUCCAGUACGAGCACUUCCGGCGGGAGAUUGUGAACGCGCAGUGCUGCAAAUUCAUCGACGACCAGGCCAUUCUGCUGUGGCAGCACUACACGCGACGGCGCACCCGGCUCACCUCGCUCGGCACGACCAGUCUGACGGGGCUGGCCGUCGGCGGUCAACCCGUGGGCGGUGGAGUCCAGGGAACGCUCCUCUCGAACGAUCCGGCGAUCGCAGCCCUGACGGCGGCCAGCAAUAACAACAACAACAACAACACGGUCAACACAAACGCCAACAACCCGGGCGGUGGUGGGCAGCCGGGAGGGCAGUCCGGUGGCGGACCUGGCCAGCAGCAAAAUGGUGGCCCAAUUGCGCAACAAAAUGGGCUCGGAAACAGCACCGGAAUGGCCGGGAUGGUGCUCGGGGGAGGAGGUGGAGGUGGUGGCACUGGCGGAAUCAAUCUCAGCGGACAGAAAGUGUCCUAAUGUGGCUCUCAUAAGAGAGUUGCGCACAGAAGUGAGUGUGAAGAGGAACCUUUUCGGAAAGUUUAAGUUUUCUUGUGUAAAAAGACUGUUUUAUAAAUAUUCUUUGUAAUAAAAUGCUAUAGCGAUGUAAACUAGCGUA